Messenger RNA from Osmerus eperlanus (European smelt), 1516 nucleotides. It is a transcript of the gene gja13.1, whose product is annotated as gap junction protein alpha 13.1. Gene Ontology annotation, biological process: cell-cell signaling. NCBI's taxonomy places the organism in Eukaryota, Metazoa, Chordata, Actinopteri, Osmeriformes, Osmeridae. The record is from RefSeq and is a predicted model, not a curated record. The transcript has 2 exons. Gene Ontology annotation, cellular component: connexin complex. The coding region runs from base 170 to 1015 and encodes 281 amino acids. Gene Ontology annotation, molecular function: gap junction channel activity.
UUUUAGGAUAGUUUGCUGAUUGUGACAACGUGACAGUUACCCAGAUCAGUGUUAUGCAAUGCUUACAACCUGCCCUCAAAAACUCAAGGUUCAGCAGCAGUUAGCGAUCAGUGUAAGCCAAAGUAGUCUUCUCUUUCACUGUCCAGAUAUACAUUGAGAAUCGGUAAAGAUGGGUGACUGGGGCUUCCUGUCCUCUCUCCUGGACAAGGUCCAGACCCACUCCACCGUGAUCGGCAAGGUGUGGCUGAGUGUCCUUUUCCUGUUCAGGAUCAUGGUCCUGGGGGCCGGAGCGGAAAGCGUCUGGGGCGACGAGCAGUCCAGCAUGAUCUGCAACACCAAGCAGCCCGGUUGCGAGAACGUGUGCUACGACCACGCCUUCCCCAUCUCGCACAUCCGCUUCUGGGUCCUCCAGAUCAUCUUUGUUUCCACGCCGACGCUGGUCUACCUUGGCCACGUUUUCCACAUCAUCCACAAGGAGAACAAGCUGAGGGAGCGUCUCAAUGCCAACACGACUGGUGAGCGUCGGAAAGCCCCCAAGUACAGUGAUGAGAAAGGACAUGUCAAAAUCAAGGGAAACCUCCUGGCCAGUUACAUGACGACCAUUUUCUUCAGGAUCGUUCUAGAACUGGCCUUCAUCAUUGGCCAGUACUAUCUCUACGGCUUCAUCAUGGUUCCCAUGUUCCCUUGCUCCAGGGCACCCUGCCCCUUCACUGUGGAGUGCUACAUGUCCCGGCCCACAGAGAAGACCAUCUUCAUCAUCUUCAUGCUGGUGGUGGCGUGUGUGUCCCUGCUGAUGAACGUCGUUGAGGUCUUCUACCUGCUGUGCACUCGGGUGAGAUGUGGUAAAUCCAAGAGAGGAACGCACCACAUCAACUCGUUGGAGAACCCGGCAAGCCUGUCUGUGGCACCCGGCUGGGGGGGACGACUGGAUGCGGAAGAACCGCUGAGGCAGAACAGGAUGAACCAGGAGAUUGAGAGUGGCCAAAGCAUUGGAGGAAGCCUGGAUGGAGCCUAAGAGGAGAAACGUUUGCUGAGAGAGCAUACGGGUUAGAGUGAAAGGGUUAGAGAAUAAUUAUAAAUAUCUAUAAAUGUAUUUUAUAUAUUUUUUAUGGUGAACAGAAUCACAUUUUUUUUGUUUUCUUUCGGGGGAAAAAAACUAUAUUUGUUCAUUUUACACUGGUACUUUGACAGUGAUGGGGAUCGUGUUCAUAUGUUGUUCUUAUGUCUCAAACACUCAACUGUGGAUCUGAAACACAUGCACUGAUUUGUUUGUAUGAAAUGAAUAAAUGCUGAAACAUUUUAAGUGUUAACAUAACUUGGUUAUACUGCAACUGUGGAUACUUUGACAAAUUUGGUCAGGUCCCACUCUCUUACUGAAAUAAAAAAUAAAGGUACAUCAAUAUUUAUUUACAUAACCCCCUUAAGUGGUGAACUAAGUCAUAGUUCAGUAUUCCACACUGCUUCAUGCUGUAUUAAAGUAUCCUUCUGAGAACAUGAAUAAAGCUCUUAAAACUGC